UUUUAUAGACAUAGCAAAGCAAUCUGCUUGUUUCUAUUGGUAUUUUUCAAUAGUUGAUGAGAACAUUUGUCUCUUGAAAAGAGUAGGCUGCACCAACAGUGGCCAGUCCGGUCACUCGAGCACUGCCUCUCUGAUGGAGGGACCUUAGAAAAGUAGAAGCAUCAGAUGUAGAUAUAACUGAAACUCAAGCAUCUCGUUUUGUUUCCUUCUUUUCUGUGCGCGCAUGCGUGAGGGUGUGUGUGUGUGUGUGUGUGUGUGUGUGAGAGAGAGAGAGAGAGAGAGAGAGAUGGUAAGGAGGAGGUGUGACUGGUAUGUGGAGGUGCUUCCAUUAAUAGCAAUGGUUGUAAUGGAGUGCAUAUGUGUGGGGGUGUACACACUGUUCAAAGCAGCCACCUCGAGAGGAUUGAGCCACCAUGUCUUCCUUGUCUAUGCUUGUGCUGUCUCUGUUCUCGUUCUUCUUCCUGCUCCUUUCAUGUCCUACAGAUCAAGAGCACUUCCUCCUCUCAGCUUGGCCAUACUAGCCAAAAUUGGUCUUCUUGGCCUGAUUGGGGGUUCAUCGCAGAUCAUGGGCUACACUGGGAUUAGUUUCAGCUCUCCAACUCUUGGUUCAGCCCUUGGCAACCUCACUCCGGCUCUCACUUUCCUACUUGCCAUCAUUGUCAGGAUGGAGAAAGUAUCACUGAAGAGAAGCAGCAGUCAGGCCAAGAUCAUCGGGACCAUUCUGUCGAUAUCCGGUGCAUUUUUUAUCACUCUCUACAAGGGUCCUCCGAUUAUUACUGCCUCUCUAAAAUGGUCUCUCUCAUUUGAUCCGCUCCUGAGCUCAUCAAGCUCGAACUGGGUCCUGGGAGGGAUUUUUCUCAUGGCCGAGUACAUUCUUACUCCAAUUUUCUACAUCAUUAUGGCACAGAUGAUGGAGGACUAUCCAGCCGAACUGACCGUGCCCUUCUUCUAUAACUUUUUUGUGUGCUUCAUAGCUGCAAUCGUCGCUUUAGCUGCGGAACAUGACGCUAAUGCUUGGAGAGUAAGCGAUUUAGGACUCGCCUCUGUAAUAUGCUCAGGAAUUUUUGUGCAAUGUCUGCGCAACUGUGUUCACACCUGGGCGAUCCGCCUAAAAGGUCCGCUCUAUGUUGCAAUGUUCAAGCCAGUAUCGGUCGUCAUCGCCUUCGUAAUGGGCUUCUUCUUUCUUGGCGAUGCACUUUGUCUCGGAAGUCUCAUUGGAGCGAUUAUAAUAUCCAUCGGAUUCUAUACCGUAUUGUGGGGGAAGGCAAAAGAGGAGACAAAUGAAGAGCCCCAAGAGAGCGGCGCACAAUCGCCACCCUCUCAGAAAGUUCCUCUACUGCCAAAACAUCAGAGCCAUUGAAGCUGUUCGCUUAUACUACUACUUGGUCUCCAUUUGAGUUGUACUUGAAUAAAAGCAGGACGCUCUAUGUGAAUAGAUCACAAGGCUUGCUCACUUGCCCUUGACUAUUUUAUGUAUCGAGAUGGUGCAAUUCAACUUAUUAUAAAAUACAACAAAAGGGCAAGUCAGCUUUUUCAAUUUUUUCAAUUUUUUAUUUUUUUGGAUAUGUAAUAUUUUAUGGGAAAAUCUUCAAGUAAUUUCAAAAACCGCUACAAUGAUUAUGUGAA
Eucalyptus grandis is the source of this 1626-nucleotide messenger RNA. Its product is annotated as WAT1-related protein At3g28050. Gene Ontology annotation, molecular function: transmembrane transporter activity. The transcript is spliced from 7 exons. Bases 224 to 1360 code for a protein of 378 amino acids. NCBI's taxonomy places the organism in Eukaryota, Viridiplantae, Streptophyta, Magnoliopsida, Myrtales, Myrtaceae. Gene Ontology annotation, cellular component: plasma membrane. The record is from RefSeq and is a predicted model, not a curated record.